Molecule: messenger RNA, 6470 nt
Organism: Oncorhynchus tshawytscha (Chinook salmon)
Lineage: Eukaryota; Metazoa; Chordata; Actinopteri; Salmoniformes; Salmonidae
Product: regulating synaptic membrane exocytosis protein 1-like
Exons: 29
Coding region: 95-3796 (1233 amino acids)
Biological process (GO): regulation of synaptic plasticity; calcium ion-regulated exocytosis of neurotransmitter; positive regulation of synaptic transmission
Cellular component (GO): cytoskeleton of presynaptic active zone; presynaptic membrane
Molecular function (GO): small GTPase binding; transmembrane transporter binding
Source: RefSeq, a predicted model, not a curated record
GGAUGUGCCUGAGAAUCGUCUCCGGAGGGGCGGCGGUGGGGUUGGUGGAGAACCGGACCGCAAGGCAUCCUUGGAGAACCACUGCACCUACUCCAUGGACAGGACCGUGGGGGGUGGUGGGGGUGGCGGAAUUGGGCAGGGACCCCAGGGAGGUCCCCCCCUCCUCAAACAGAACCAGAACCACGGACCCCUUCAACCAUCCGGUGGUGGCCCACGAACGGGCCCCCAUCCUGGUGCUCCUCACCCCCACCAAGGACCCCCACCCCCAGCAGGCUGGGAUCCCCCUAAGGGACCCCACCCCAGCCAACUGGACCCCAAUUCCCAGGCAGCCAUGAUGCACAAGGCUAGGAGGGAGAAGUCCGGGGACAGCCUGCUGCGGAAGGACUCCCAGAGCUCGGACCAGUCGGAGUCGCUGCGGCCGCCCCCACCCAGGCCCUACAAGAGCAAACGGGGCGUCAACAAGAGGCAGAUGUCUAUAAGCAGCUCAGAGGAGGAGGGCGCCUCCACGCCAGAGUACACCAGCUGUGAGGACGUGGACAUGGAGAGCGUCAGUGAAAAAGGUGAUUGGGACUGCCAUCCUCUGGAUCCUGCUGUGUGGCAUCAUCCAGUGACAUGGCAGCCGUCCAAGGAGGGCGACCACUUAAUCGGACGCAUCACUCUGAGCAAAAGGUCGGCCAUGCCCCGCGAGGCAGGCUCCUUACUAGGGUUAAAGGUUGUGGGUGGGAAGAUGACAGAGACAGGGAGACUGGGGGCCUUCAUCACCAAAGUCAAGAAAGGAAGUCUGGCGGACAUUGUUGGCCACCUGCGAGCUGGUGAUGAGGUACUGCAGUGGAACGGGAAGUCGUUGCCAGGAGCAACCAAGAAGGAAGUGUACAACAUCAUUCUGGAAUCCAAGGCGGAGCCUCAAGUGGAAAUAGUUGUCUCAAGGCCUAUUGGAUCUAUCCACCGCAUCAUUUCCAAUAACUUCUUGAGAAAGGUGUAUAGAGCGUAUCAAGACAUACCAAGAAUUCCAGAAACAUCACAUCCUCCUUUAGAAUCGACGGGCUCCAGUUCCUUUGAGUCUCAGAAGAUGGAGCGUCCCUCCAUAUCGGUCAUGUCCCCCACCAGCCCUGCUACCCUCAGAGCCCUCCCCGUCAUCCUGCCUGGACAGCUCUCUGUAAAGCUGUGGUAUGACAAAGUGGGCCAUCAACUGAUCGUCAACGUCCUUCAAGCCAUAGACCUGCCCCCCCGACCGGACGGGCGACCCAGGAACCCCUACGUCAAGAUGUACUUCCUCCCUGACCGAAGUGAUAAGAGCAAGCGCAGGACCAAGACGGUAAAGAAGAGCUCUGGGCCCAAGUGGAACCAGACGUUCCUGUACUCCCACGUCCACCGCAGGGACUUCAGAGAACGCAUGCUGGAGAUCACUGUCUGGGACCAACCUAGAAUACAGGAGGAGGAGAGUGACUUCCUGGGAGAGAUCCUGAUAGAGCUGGAGACUGCCCUGCUGGACGACAUCCCUCACUGGUAUAAACUCCAGACCCACGACGUGUCCUCUCUACCUCUGCCCCAGCCAUCCCCUUACCUCCCGCGCAGACACGCCUCUCACGACAGCCCCAGCAAGAAACUACAGAGGUCCCAUCGCAUCAUUGACACAGAGUUUGAUGAUACAGGUGCAGAGCGUAACUCGAGGGAGAGGGAGAGGAACAGCACCCUGACUGUCCCAGAGCAGCAGAGACUGGCCCAGCACCGCUCCAGAUCUGUGUCCCCUCACCGAGAGGACAUAACAAGGGCCCGCUCCCGCCCUGCACACGUCCCCAUGCAGAGGAGUCUGGAUGAGAUCCAUCAGAACCGCCACCACUCCUGCUCCCCCUCUCGUUACCAUGACUCCCACGGGGAGCACCGCUCCGGGGACUCGGACUACGAGUACUCCGAGGACAGUGAGGUCCUCGAGAUGCACAGGUCUAUCCGAGGCGGGAGUGCCGAGUGCCUGCACACAAACAGUGAUCUGCAGCCCAGUCUGGACCGGGUGAGGAGUGCCAGCACCACCUGCCUCAGACCUGACACCAACCUCCACUCUCCUGAUAAAGACAGAUGCUCCAACUCUCUGCCCCGCAGACAGCCCGCAGGCCCCAGGAUUUUAGUAGAGCAGGCCUCCCCAGAGGAAGAAAGGCAGUCAGGGAGCCUGGGCAGACCUGACAGUCAGAGAGGUAACAGCAAGAAAGGCCUGGAGGCUGACAGUCGUAUCCAGCCCACCUCUAUACUGAGGGGCAGUAGGGGGAGAGGGGGACCGCUGCGCCCCUUUAACCAGACACCCCUGGGGGGAUCUGCCCCUAACUCACCACGACAGGACAGAACACACACCCACAGCCCCUCCCCUCCUACAGGGACUCCCCAGUCAGGUCGCAGGGGCAGACAGCUGCCACAGGUUCCUGCCAGAAGCAGUAGUGUAGAGCAAGCUCUAGCAGUAGAGGAGCGAGCCAGACAGAUGAACAUGAAAGUACAUUCCUACCGGCCUUCAGCAUCCCAUGACCCCGAGACGGACCUCAAGACCAAACGAGAGAUGUAUGCGGAUCAGCGGCGGAGCUCUGACAACGUGUCGGCCCGCUCGUCAGACAGCGACAUGAGUGACGCGUCGGCCCUAUCCCGCGCCAGCAGUGCCUCACGCCUCAGCAGCACCUCCUACAUGUCCAUCCAAUCAGAACGCCCGCGCGGGCGGCUCAGGUCCAAGUCUUUAGAGGACGAGAAGAAGGAGAGGAGGAUCUCGUGGGGGAUGAAUGGAGAGCAGGAGAGGAUGAGGGCAGCAGGGAAGAGACGGUUCUCUCAAGAGCUGAAGAGGAGGAGACACACUGUGUCUGGGGACCCCAAAGACGCCAGUCGGCAGGUUCGUGCGGCGCCAGGCCGGACCAUGCUGAAGAGCACAAGUGUGAGCGGUGAGAUCUACGCAUCAGAGCGUACCGACGGCAGCCAAUCGGAUACGGCGCUGGGCACGGUGGGCAUGGGUGGCAAGAAGAGACGCUCCAGCCUCAGUGCCAGGGUGGUCUCCAUCGUCUCCAACAGACGUAGUCGCAGCACGUCGCAGAUCAUCGGCCCGGAGGGGAAGGGGAAGAAGGAGAAGGGUGCGUCCAUCCAGAGGAGCACAGAGACGGGCAUGGCUGUAGAGAUGACCAGGAACAUGAGUCGACAGUCCAGUAAAGAGUCCACCAACGGCACCAUGAACAGCUGCAACUCCGAGGGAAAUCUGCUUUUCGGUGGGGUGCGUCUGGGACAGCCAGGCAACCAGUUCAGCGACUUCCUGGAUGGUCUGGGUCCCGCCCAGCUGGUGGGCAGACAAACGCUGGCCACACCUGCCAUAGGUGAUAUUCAGAUCGGAAUGAUGGACAAGAAGGGUCAGCUGGAGGUGGAGGUGAUCAGAGCUCGGGGCCUUGUACAAAAGCCUGGAUCCAAAUCCCUCCCUGCUCCAUACGUCAAGGUCUAUCUGUUGAAUAAUGGAGCGUAUGUAGCCAAAAAGAAAACCAAGAUUGCACGGAAAACGCUGGACCCGCUGUACCAGCAAGCGCUGCAAUUCGAGGAGAGCCCACAGGGUAAAGUCUUACAGGUGAUCGUCUGGGGAGACUACGGACGAAUGGACCACAAAAGCUUCAUGGGAGUUGCACAAAUCCUAUUGGAGGAACUAGACUUAACAAGCACAGUGAUUGGCUGGUACAAGUUGUUCCCACCCUCCUCUUUAGUGGACCCCACACUAGCCUCCCUGACUCGACGUGCUUCCCAGUCGUCACUGGACAGCUCCUCGGGCCCACCGGGCACCCGAUCCUAGUGGACCAAUAGGACUACAGCUACCAAUCUUAAUGGACCAAUGGGACUAUAGCUAGCCUACCGCUUUGUGAAACGAAUUAACGUCACUUUAGAGAUUAACGGACAAAAAUUAUUGUAGGACAACAACAAUCAAGAAACAGAGUCACAAAUGAUUUUAAAAAAAGCUUUGUUGAGAUCUGACAAUCACUCCCAUCAUUUAAUUUGUUUGUUUGUUUUAGAGAGCGUAAGGUUUCAGUGUUUCAUUCCAGUAACGAAUUCAUCAUCGUUUUUUCGCGGUUGUAAUCUAAGAACUAGGGCUGUCGAUAAUAAACAAUGUUUGGUAGCUAGGUAAGGCUGUACUGGAGUCGAGCGGUAAGGAGACACUCGAUUCAUUGAAGAAACUACGUAGAAAUUUAAAUGUGAAAGGAAGAAGGGUGGUAGUUUUUAGUCAAACCAUCAAUAAACAAAGAAAUGUAUGUUAGCAUCAGAAUGUAUGGACCCAAGACAGAGGUGUCAUCCUCCUUGUCCCUCAGGGGAUGCCAUAAUGUCCUCUCCGCAGUGGCCCCCAUCCGGCCCCCAAACAGACUGCCAGCACUUCGGCCCCCAGGGCAGAGUGCUUCUGGGUGGGGUCGGUCCGGGCAAGCAGGGGUCUCCUUCUGGUGCCUAGACUUUGUGGAUUCACAUUACUGGUCCUUCUCUGUCAAAUAUCAUUUUUUUUGUUUUCAAUAUGUUUACCAUGGCUGGUCCAAGCCGCUCUCUCGUUUUUGUCUUUGGUACGUUUGACUUUUUUUUUCUCCCUUUGUUACUUAUGGCACAACAAUGUUUUUAUGAUGAGUAUGAGGUUUACGAUGAGUUGUCUGAUGUAUGCAUGGUGAAGAAUAAAAAGACACAAAGAAAAAAAUACGAAAUAGAGAAAAUUAGAUCAUGUGUCUGCAAUGAGAUGCAGGGGACUGUUCAGUGACACAUCUUAAAUGACGAUUUUUACACUUGACGAUGAGAUUAGUGUGUUUUCUUCAUUCAGUCACCUACAAAAAGUCCAACCCAGUUGUCUUUGUAUAGAUGUAUAUUAGACCUCCAUUAUCUUGACCAAUAAAUAGAAUUAUACAUUUCACUUUGGACUAUCACUAGGGUGUCAACAAGUCACUGUAAAAAAAGACGUAUCUUUGUCCACAAUCACGAGAACUUUCAUUUAGCUGUUUUCCUGGAGUAUCCUUCCCCUCACCCCAGCACAUGUUUAGGGGUUUUAUCUGAAAUUUCAGUUUACAUUAUUUUGAGAUUCAAAAAAGCAAGCACAAAUAAGCUUGAUUUUUUUUUUUACGGUAAAAAGUUACACUUUUUGAGAUUUAAAAAAAAAAGUGAAUGAAAUUUUUUACAUUUUAAAUACUGCUUGGAAAUGUAUUUUUUUGGUUCAUUUAAUUUCUUCUUUGUCUCGAUUAUUUGGAAAAACAAAAAACAUCAGUUGCUCAAAUUUCCCUUCUGCAUCUUUGUGAAUGUGAAAAGUAACCCAUCAGAUUGAACUUUCAGGACAGGAACACCAAUACUCAUCCUUCGUCAGGCCGGCCGACUCCUGCCACACAAAAGGGGCGUGGCCAGCAUGACUCGGACCUGUUCCAAGCUGCAUGCACAUUUUGUAAAACAAAAACGAUACUGAAAAAAAAAGAAGAUUGAACUGAACUAGAUAUGUGUUAGUUCCACAUACUGUAGGCCCGCUUGUAUGUUGCAUGCACUUGUACAGUUUGCUCGUACUUAAAUAUAAAGAGAAACCGAAGCCAUUCACAUCACGCGAAGACAUUCAAAAUUAUCAGCUGCAGUCAAGUCUAGUCCACAUCCUUCAUUCCGGUGCUGAAUGUUUCGAAACCAGUUGAUUACCAAGAUUAUGUUGAUGUCUUUUUUAAAGCUAUUGAACACGUGCUGUACUGUCGUACUAAGCAAUCCUCACCGCCCAUUCUUUCAGAUCUACAGUUACUGUACACAUCAUAGUUUACCUCUAUGGGGCUGAGACUACAUGGUUAAAUAUGUAUAAAUCAGAUCAACUUAUAUACAAAGUAUAGUUAUGUUGAACAUAAUGAUGUUAUAAGAUAUAUGGAUACAUAUAUUACACAAAUUAUUUAGAGUAUAAUGUAACGAAAGUAAUUUAGAUAUGUUGUAAAUAUUUUUUCAACCAACCAAACGGUUUAGUGAUAUUUACGAAUGGGGCCAAGUCAGAUUACGGGGACAUUGUCAAGUUCCUUAAGACUACGAUUGGACUUAGAAAGUCACAAAGGGACACUACUUUACUUCAAGGCUUCAGGGGAUAGUCCCAAAUCGCCACACUUGAGUGUACUAGGGUAUCAGGCCAUAUUAUCUGCAAAAGCUGUCGUCACUACACCUCUCUCUCUCCAUGCUUUGAAACAUACAACCUACGACCCCAGCCAUGUAAAACCCCAUUUAUAAAAAUGUCAAAUUUUUGGUUUUAUGUUUAGUGAGUUAUUCUUUCUUUAUUUUGUCAGUAUUAUUAGGAGAGAGAAAAAAAUGCUGAUUGUUUACAAUGUAUGUGUUCCACUGAAACAACAACUAUAAAAGAAAAUGAUCAGAUAAAAAUGUAUUCACUGCAGCGUUUCUUGUUUCGUAUAACAGGUGUGGCUCAAAUGAUGUGUGUGUUUUAUAUUUAAAAAAAAGAGUUCAUUUUUAUUAUUUACAAAUAAAAAAAAGAAUGU